Messenger RNA from Bombus pyrosoma, 2150 nucleotides. Its product is annotated as HEAT repeat-containing protein 3. Bases 206 to 2116 code for a protein of 636 amino acids. The record is from RefSeq and is a predicted model, not a curated record. Gene Ontology annotation, biological process: ribosomal large subunit biogenesis; protein import into nucleus. Lineage: Eukaryota; Metazoa; Arthropoda; Insecta; Hymenoptera; Apidae. The transcript has 6 exons.
UCGUUCAUGAAAUUCACUAUACCAAUGAGACAUUUUGAUAACAUAACCAAUCAUAAGAAACAAAAUAAUUAAAAUUUUCUUUCGUUUCUGGUGAAAUUAUCGAAUGAAAGGAGAGAUAAAAAUAGAACUAAAAUUCAUUUUUAACAAACUUAACCUAUAAAUAAUUUGUAUCAUUUGUAUAUUAAUAAGAAUAUAUUAGUAAAAAAUGGGAAAACAAAAGAGACAAAGAAGUAGACCCCAUAAGCAGAAUCCUACAGGACUUGUUUCUGUCAAGGAUUUUGAAAGUGAAGAGAUUGAAAAUGUUACGAACGAAGAUCGGGAACGUGCUCUACAGAGAGUAUACGAACAGAUAAAGUCUGUUAAUGUGGAGGAAAAAUUAUCCGGAUUGCAAGCAAUUGAAUUGAUGUCAUGCAAUUCAGCACUUGCUGUGCAGAUUGCAAAGAGUGAAAUUGCUAAAUUAGUUGGUCCACUACUUGUCGAUAAGAAUGUACUUGUAAGAGCUUGUAGUGCGAGUGCUUUAAGGUAUGUAGCAAAUAAUGGAAAAACAGAAGCACAUACAAGUUUAUUGAGAGAUGAUAUUAUGACUCCAUUGUGUACUUUGUUGACGCAAUAUUAUACAAAUUGGCAACCAAAAGUUGAUCAUAAUGGGAAAGGCAAGACAACUGAUGAAAGGGAAGCUUUUAUCCAAGCAGUCACAUUACUAUGGACGCUAUGCGAACACAGUGAAUUUGCUAUAAAAUGUUGUAACAAAGAUGAUAUUGUUUCUAUCCUGACAAGAUUUUUUGAUAUCACUUCCUAUGGCAUAGAAAUUGCAACAGUUACAAUGCAAUGUUUAUUAUCUUUAUCAGAAAAUAAUCCUAUUGCUGUUAGAAAGCUUCAGAGCUGUGAAAAUAUGCUUAUUCAGCUGUUAAACACAGAAAUAAAGGAUACUACUAUUUCUGAAGUAGUAUGUUUUAAAACUGCCCUAAGCGGUUUAUUGAUUAAUCUGACUAAUUAUACAGAAAAUAAUUCUAUAAUUGUAGUAUGCGAAGUGAUAAAUGUACUUUCUAAUACACUUUCUAUUGAUUGUAAACAGUUAUUAUCCAAUUUGACUUCAAUUUUACCUCAUGAAAAAAAUGCUUUUUCAAGCAGUGCAAAGAAGAAGGUACAAGAAAACCGAAGGAUUUUUGGUGCACAGCAACAAGCACUAGAGAUUUUAGCCAACUUAUGUUCAGAAGAUCAAGAAAAUGAGAAUGAAUCUGAUUUGGAAGAUUCAGAUUGUGAGACUGGAGAUAUAGAUGAUGUUUGUAUGGAUAAUAAAUUAUACAAAAUCUUCUCUCUCCCGCUAGAAGUAAUGGAAGUAUUUAAUACUUGUAACAUUGUAAGUAAAGUAUGGGAUAAAACUAGAUUUGUGGAUGAAGAUACAAUAGAAAUAUUACAACAAAAUAAUGAAGGAAAGGACAUCUUAAAACAAGUUCAUAAACUAAAAUGUACAGCUUAUUUAUGUUUAAAUAACUUGAUAUCAAGUUUAGAAGCCGAUGUACUUGGUGGUACGGAAAAUAUAUAUAGAAUGUGGAUGGACAUUGGAACAGUUGUCUUCAAAGAUACAAGCCCAAACGAUAUUGAAUUAUUAGAGUCUGCUACAGCAGCUAUGAGAGCAGCUAUUCAAAGGCUAUCAAAAGAAAAUGCAAACAUUUUUAAUCGGUUAACACUGGCUGACGUUCAACCAAUGAUAAACGGAGAGCGUCAAUGUCCAAAUACGAACGUCCGCGUGAAUUUGAUACGAACAUUAGGUACUUUAGCUUUGAUUUUAGUGAACAAUGAUACUGCCGAAGCUCACGAGUUAAUUAAGCACGUGUCUACGUUUUUAUUGGACAUUUGUAAGACGGAGAUGUCGGUUUGGGUCAUGGCAGAAUCCUUAGAUACAAUAAUGGAUAUAUAUGCAGAAGACGAUAGCGAUCAGUUAGCAAGUGAAAUUAAAUUAGUAGAAAAAUUACACGUCCUGGCACCAUUUUUUAAGAACAAGAUGAGACAACAAAGGAAAAAUUUAGGAGACAAUGUUGCAAUAGUGUCUACAGUGAAUACAAAUAUCAUGAGGUUCAUAAGGUACAAAGAAAAAAGAAUCCGAGAUCUUUAGAAGCCUUUUUGUUUUGUUUCCUAUUUUUUAUACA